GGCGGUCAGCUGAGCGGCGCUGGGCGGGGUCGCGAGGCCGCAAGUCAGCCCGAGGCUCAGCGAGCCCGGAUCGCUGCCCCUGGCGGGUCCCCUGGUCCGCGUCUGCAUCCGGGUCCGGAGCCCUCCCCCAGCGGGCACGAUGCCGAGAGAGCAGUGACCCCGAUAGAGGCCAGAGCGCGGGCGCGGGGAAAACUGUUGUAUGGAAAUGUAUGCCCCAGAUCUAUUGAAGGAUGAAGUGGAAAACAGAACCGUGGUCCAGUAAGGUGGUGUUAGAACCUCAAAAGCCUCAGAUCUGGUCCUGCAGCCAUGUCCCACCAACCGCUUAGCUGCCUGACUGAAAAGGGGGACAGCCCCAACGAAACCACAGGAAAUGGGCCCCCCAACCUGGCUCACCCAAACCUGGACACGUUCACCCCGGAGGAGCUGCUGCGGCAGAUGAAGGAGCUCCUGACUGAGAACCAUCAGCUCAAAGAAGCCAUGAAGCUAAAUAAUCAGGCAAUGAAAGGGCGAUUUGAAGAGCUUUCAGCCUGGACAGAGAAACAGAAGGAAGAACGCCUCUUUUUUGAGAUACAGAGCAAAGAAGCCAAAGAGCGUCUCAUGGCUUUGAGUCACGAAAAUGAAAAAUUGAAGGAAAAACUUGAAAAACUAAAAGGGAAAAUGGAAAAGUCCCUUGAGGACCCCACUGGGGACCCCAAAGUCCCCAAGGCAGAAGCAGACCAGGAACUCGAACAGCUGAAGACCCAGGUGGCCUAUCUCCAAGCUGAAAAAGCAGAUCUGCUGGGGAUUGUGUCAGAACUACAGCUCAAGCUGAAUUCGGGGGGCUCUUCUGAAGACUCCUUUGUUGAAAUCAGGAUAGCUGAAGGAGACGCAGAUGUGGCAGUGAGAGAAAUCAGGACAAGUCCUGGACCAACAAGAACUGAUUCCAUUGACACGAACAAAUCUACAGAAAGUGCCAGGAAUUAUUUGGAAUUUGAGAAAUUAACUGUGAGCCAGCUCCUGCUUUGUCUAAGGGAGGAAAACCAGAAGGUGGAGAAGCUUGGAAUUGCACUCAAGGAAGCCAAAGAAAGAGUUUCAUAUUUUGAAAAGAAAGCCAGUGAUCAUUCUGACAUUGAGACCCAGACAGAGAGAAGCACAGAAAAAGAGAAAGAAGAGGAGAAAGGCCCCGAAACUGUUGGAAGUGAAGUGGAGACAUUGAACCUUCAGGUGACGACUCUAUUUAAGGAGCUUCAAGAGGCUCAUAUGAAACUCAGUGAGGCUGAGCUAAUGAAGAAGAGACUUCAAGAGAAAUGUCAGUCCCUUGAAAGGAAAAAUUCUGCAAUCCCUUCAGAGCUGAAUGAAAAGCAAGAGCUUGUUUAUAACAACAAAAAGUUGGAGCUACAAGUGGAAAGCAUGAAAUCAGAAAUCAAAAUGGAGCAAGCUAAAACUGAAGAGGAAAAGUCCAAGUUAGCCACUCUUCAGUUGACCCAUAACAAACUUCUUCAAGAAUACAAUAAUUCAUUGAAAACACUGGAGGAACUGAAAAGGAAAGAGUCUGAAAAAGUGGAUAAGGUGGUACUUCAAGAACUAAGUGAAAAGCUGGAAGUGGCAGAGAAGGCCUUGGCUUCCAAGCAGCUUCAGAUGGAUGAGAUGAAGCAGACCAUCGCCAAGCAGGAGGAGGACCUGGAAACCAUGACCGUUCUUCGGGCUCAGAUGGAGGUUUACUGUUCGGACUUCCACGCUGAAAGAGCAGCGAGAGAGAAGAUACACGAAGAGAAGGAGCAGCUGGCCCUACAGCUGGCAGUCCUGCUGAAAGAGGAUAAUGUUUUUGAAGAUGGAAGCAGCAGGCAGUCCCUGAUGGAGAUGCAGAGCCGUCAUGGGGCGAGAACCAGUGACUCCGACCAGCAGGCCUACCUCGUUCAGAGAGGAGCUGAGGACAGAAACUGGCGGCAGCAGCAGCAGCGGAAUAUUCCAAUUCAUUCCUGCCCCAAAUGUGGAGAAGUUCUGCCCGACAUAGACACGCUCCAGAUCCAUGUUAUGGACUGCAUCAUUUAAGUGUUCACAUCUCACUUCCCCCCCAGACUGUUGGUAAAUACCAAGAUUUUUUUCCUCCAA
Mustela lutreola (European mink) is the source of this 2091-nucleotide messenger RNA. RefSeq names its product optineurin (gene OPTN). Gene Ontology annotation, biological process: protein localization to Golgi apparatus; Golgi ribbon formation; regulation of canonical NF-kappaB signal transduction. The record is from RefSeq and is a predicted model, not a curated record. NCBI's taxonomy places the organism in Eukaryota, Metazoa, Chordata, Mammalia, Carnivora, Mustelidae. Gene Ontology annotation, molecular function: K63-linked polyubiquitin modification-dependent protein binding. Bases 307 to 2031 code for a protein of 574 amino acids. The transcript is spliced from 15 exons. Gene Ontology annotation, cellular component: Golgi apparatus; cytoplasm; nucleus.